UUUUGUUACCUCUUCAGUUUUCUUGGUUAUUCUUAAAGAUCUUCUACUGCCAGCUGUGUGUGUGUGUUUUCAUUGUGAGACAAUUUUAGUCUCUUUUAACUCACAAUUUAUCAUAAAUAUUCUUUGAGCAGCUGAACACAACACAUGGAUCCAGCCAUUGUACAACAAACAUUUAAGGCGGCUCCUCUCACCACAGAGUUCCUGUUACAGGGCAGUGUACUGGAGAGUUCUCUAGAGACGCUGCUGAACCGCCUUAAAGGUCUGUGUGACAAUGCCGACCUGCAGCAGGAAACCUUCCAGGAUCACGAGAUGGUCUUCCAUAUAAAGAACACCUCGGUCCCUAACCCCCUUGUGUUCCGGGUCAGACAUUCCUUGGUUCAGUCAGACUGCUGGUCUCUGAGAUAUCUAGGUCAUGCUGAGGUUGGAGAUAAAAAUAGACCAACCCUGGUCAGGAACUACAUAGACUGCCCCACCUCAGACAACGUGGUCCAAUUUAUUAACGAACUAGGAUUCAGAAUAGACCAUGAAUUUGUUGUGAAAGGCUUUUAUUUCCAUAAAGGAAGAAUGAAGAUAACAGUGUCAAAAUUUUACAAG
Saccostrea cuccullata (small rock oyster) is the source of this 594-nucleotide messenger RNA. RefSeq names its product mediator of RNA polymerase II transcription subunit 18-like. Gene Ontology annotation, biological process: termination of RNA polymerase II transcription; regulation of transcription by RNA polymerase II. Gene Ontology annotation, molecular function: transcription coregulator activity. The transcript has 5 exons. Gene Ontology annotation, cellular component: core mediator complex; mediator complex. The annotation marks the transcript as partial. Lineage: Eukaryota; Metazoa; Mollusca; Bivalvia; Ostreida; Ostreidae. The record is from RefSeq and is a predicted model, not a curated record.